AUGUUCCCGCCGCGCACGGCCUGGGCGGGACCAUCCCAGCAGGGCCGGGGGAGGGCCGCGGGCUGGACCAAGUCACGCCGCGGGGGCGAGGCAGAGCCCGGGGCCUGGCAGUGGUGCGCUGCGUUUCCAAAUGUCGUAAGCGAGAAGAGGAAUAAAUAUAUUGGCAGCAUUCAGCAUUCAGAGGACAAGCUGUUGGAAUACUUGGGAGUGGUGAUCUAUGAAGCCCUGGACUGGGGAAUUGACAGCCAGCUGGAGCGACAACUGAGUGGUCCUUUGGAGAAAUUGCUGUGCCUCAUGUUGAAACUGGAUGAUGAGCCAAUGAAACCAGAAGUCACCCUGCAGGAUGUUAUCAAGGCCUGUGAGGAGCACUUGCCCAGGCCUUCUGAGGCUACCAGACAUUAUGAAAUGACCUGUAGGAAUCUGUUUGCUGAAUAUAUGGAACUUCAAAAGCUUGUGACCAUCAUCCAAACCUCCAAAGAGCGACUGAGAAAAAUGGAUGUGGAAGAUUUGGUGGAAAAUCCCAUUCAAAAGAAGAAAAACUGUGGCGCAUCCCUGUGGCCCAGUGUCAUCAGUGAACUGCAGGCUGGCGUGAGGCUGCACAAGGCCAGCGAGCGACCACAGCGUUGUGUGCUUCCAAAAGAACGGAUCCGCUCUCCCUUUGAAUUGCUUUUGGAUGAUAUUCAGCACAAGAGGUACACCCUACGGAAGGUGACAAAAAACAAGGACCCCAAAGUUGAUGUAGCUGCUCCCAAGCCUCAUCUAAAGCUGGUGUUGGAGAGGCAGCUGAAAGAGUGUGUGCCAUGUGAGACCAGCUGGCAUGCGGUCAUGGUAGAAAUAAAACAACCACAGAAGCUUCAGUCAGCAGCAGCACAGGAAAAAGGGAGCAGGCCAAAAGAAAUGCUUUUGACACCAAAUACAGCCUUGAACUCUCCAAGUGACAGUUUUUUAACUCUCCAAGAUGCCAGUACUGAGUUUAAAGAUGUCAGCACUAAAACACAGCAGCUGGGACCAGGAGUUCAGGUAAGGCUUUAACUUGACUUACUCGGUUCUGGGAUUCAGAAACCACUUCCCAAGCUGCCUGACAGCGCCUGCCUUUCCUCCAGCAGGUCAUCGCUAGUAUCCUACAACAGCACAGGUCUCACUGCAAAUUCCCUGUGUCCCCCAUGUCCACCCACACUAGGAGACAUCAAACCCAAGAGUUUCCUGAAUACUGGCCAACAGCCGCCUCCUUACAGAAGAAGGUCCAAAUCUUUAGAGACAGGCCUUCAAAGCAAGGAACUUGACUGUCUCUCUCCUACCAAGUGGCCAUCACCAACCAUUGCUGAGCUGAUUGGAACCAGAUAUUCAGAGAUGGUGCUGAAAGGGCAAGACUUCUUCCAAAGAGGUGGUGAUGGUGUCUUUCUAAGAGCAAAGAUCUGUUUCAGCUGCCAUAAGCAGAUGUUUCUUAAGUGGCCUUACAACUGUUACCUCUGCAGCAGUGUUGUCUGCUGUGACUGCUGCAUCAAGAUGUCGAUGCCCUUCAGAACGUGUGUACAUCUUCCACUUCACUUCCUAAAACUUUUGAGACUCUCCAGAAAGGAUGACCCAGCUACUGAAGCGAAGAGCUCAGAGUUGCUACAUGAAAUAGAGCACGGGCAGUAUUUUGGAAAACGAACUAUUCCAAAGAGAGCUUUUGAUAGUUCUGAGUGGAAAAGACAGACCAUGUGUGUAUAAGUGCAAUAUCUAAGACUGAAAACAUACAUUAUCUCUUCUCUAUGUU
Messenger RNA from Chiroxiphia lanceolata (lance-tailed manakin), 1759 nucleotides. RefSeq names its product protein spire homolog 1-like. NCBI's taxonomy places the organism in Eukaryota, Metazoa, Chordata, Aves, Passeriformes, Pipridae. Gene Ontology annotation, cellular component: cytoplasmic vesicle membrane; cell cortex. Gene Ontology annotation, molecular function: actin binding. The record is from RefSeq and is a predicted model, not a curated record. Gene Ontology annotation, biological process: actin filament polymerization; actin filament network formation; actin nucleation.